CGGGAAAAAAGGGGCGUUUCCGGGGAGACGCCUCACGAGAUGGAGGUCGAGGAGCGAAAUGACGUGGUGGAGGUUGCUUCCGGGAGCUCCCAGGAGCCAGGGCCCUCCGCCGCCGGGGCCCCUCAGCGCAUGCUGAUCUUUGACACCCUGGUGGACAGGUUCCUGGAAGGGCUGGUGGAAGCGGGAAGGUAGGACGCCACUUCGCAAUCUGAUUGGUGGGAUGUGCCUGUCCGCUGUGACGUGAUUGGCCGCGGCGAGAGUGGAACUGGAAGCUGAUUGGUUGAAACAUUUCGCUUAACUGUGAUUGGUUAAAAUUAGUUAUGGUUAAUAACUGUACCUGGGCUGAGGAGCUUGCACUCUAAUAAAGCACAGGGAAUAUCAGGAAUCCAAACACUGAUUAUAUCCCCUGGGCUGAGGAGCUAGCACUCUAAUAUAGCGAGGCACCGGGAAUAUCAGGAAUCCAAACACUGAUUAUAUCCCCUGGGCUGAGGAGCUUGCACUCUAAUAAAGCAAGGCACAGGGAAUAUCAGGAAUCCAAACACUGAUUAUACCCCCUGGGCUGAUGAGCUUGCACUCUAAUAAAGCGAGGCACAGGGAAUAUCAGGAAUCCAAACACUGAUUAUAUCUACUGGGCUGAGGAGCUAGCACUCUAAUAUAGCAAGGCACCGGGAAUAUCAGGAAUCCAAACACUGAUUAUAUCCCCUGGGCUGAGGAGCUAGCACUCUAAUUAAGCAAGGCACAGGGAAUAUCAGGAAUCCAAACACUGAUUAUAUCCCCUGGGCUGAGGAGCUAGCACUCUAAUAAAGCAAGGCACAGGGAAUAUCAGGAAUCCAAACACUGAUUAUAUCCCCUGGGCUGAGGAGCUAGCACUCUAAUGUAGCAAGGCACCGGGAAUAUCAGGAAUCCAAACACUGAUUAUAUCCCCUGGGCGGAGGAGCUAGCACUCUAGUAAGGCGAGGCACCGGGAAUAUCAGGAAUCCAAACACUGAUUAUAUCCCCUGGGCUGAUGAGCUAGCACUCUAGUAAGGCGAGGCACAGGGAAUAUCAGGAAUCCAAAUACUGAUUAUAUCCCCUGGGCUGAGGAGCUUGCACUCUAAUAAAGCAAGGCACAGGGAAUAUCAGGAAUCCAAACACUGAUUAUAUCCCCUGGGCUGAGGAGCUUGCACUCUAAUAAAGAAAGGCACAGGGAAUAUCAGGAAUCCAAACACUGAUUAUAUCCCCUGGGCUGAGGAGCUUGCACUCUAGUAAAGCGAGGCACAGGGAAUAUCAGGAAUCCAAACACUGAUUAUAUCCCCUGGGCUGAUGAGCUAGCACUCUAAUAAAGCAAGGCACCAGGAAUAAUCAGGAAUCCAAACACUGAUUAUAUCCCCUGGGCUAAAAAGCUAGCUGUGGCGGAACCAACCUCGCCACUGUCCACUGGAGAAGCCUGGUUGCUCGCCUGCUCCCUUUAGACUAUGGCCCUGCAGUUAAAACCGGUUAUCUUCCCUGUUGAAAGGUUUAUUCCUGCAUUUCUGCCGGGGUGUUCAGUAGAUUCAAUCUACCAAACAAAGUAACGAACGAUGGACCACCUGGGAAUUGGAGUGUGCCGCCAAUUGACCGCCCAGAAGCUGCGGUUAACCGCAGCUUAAUUGAUUAACGCUGGGUGGCCUUCGUUCGUUUGCCAAACACGUGGCAGCGGCCAUUUUAGCUCCCGAACAGCCAGCGGUGUUCAGCGCCCAAACUAUGGAACUGAAAACAGACACUUAUUUGCGCGAACACCGCUGAGCCGCCAGCCUCCUUACCUCUGCAUUCGGUAGUGGAACCGAAUCACUGUUAAUUCAGCAGUUUGACCGUAUGAGCAGCAUCACCCCAGAUAGCCAUGCCAUGGAGCCUAUUCGUGUAACGAAAGACUUUGGCUCCAUGGUGAUUGGACUGUAUGUAUUCGGUAGUAACGUGCGCUCAGAUCUAAGCUAUCUGGGGAUAUGUAGAAUGUAUAUAUUUUAUGUGACAAAUGGAACAUUAUGUAUUUUAGUGUUUUAUUACAACCAUGUGGAGUUUUGCCUCUGUCCUUGGAGAUAAUUGGAUGACUUCCCAAUUAUCUCCAGGACAGAGAGGAGGGAUUGUGAUGCAUUGUGGGAUUGUAAGCUUGUUCUUGGUUAAGGUCCAAUAUGUUUACCAUCUGGUCCCCUAGGGGAGUGUCCCCCAGGUGGGAGACCUGCAUAAAAGCCGGGCAGUUAGUCCCAGUAAAUCAGUUCCUGCUUGACCCUCAAAACGAAGUGUCGUCUCGUUCUUCCGGGGAAUUGGAUUGUAAGCGGAUUGUAUGAUUUUCCUGUUCGGCUGUUUCCAAGUGUUCGUGUGUUCCCUGUUCGGGAGUUGGAGAAUUCGUGUAGUUUGCAGUUCGGGAGAUUGGUGAUCGCAGUAGCUGUCUGUGCAGCUGAAAGGGGAAUAUCGCCUAAACUGUUUUUAACCUCUUGUGUGCAAAACGGUCCGUUACACUAGCCCUCUAAUAAAGCAAGGCACAGGGAAAAUCGGGAAUCAAACUCUGAUUAUAUCCCCUGGUUUAAAGAGCUAGCACUCUAAUAAAGCAAGGCACCGGGAAUAUCAGGAAUCAAAACACUGAUUAUAUCCCCUGGUCUGAGGAGCUAGCACUCUAAUAAAGCAAGGCACUAUGCCUUGUCCAGCGUCAUCCAAAACCCCAUAGUGAAGCAUUGUAUAAUGCUUCCCUCUGGGAAAAUCCUAAUGCGGCCAUUGCCGGGCAUGCAGAUUAGGUCUCCCCGUCGAUUGACGUCAAUAGGGGAGGAGCGAAUGCAGACCUAAGCCAGCGCCGAGGGACAUUGGUGCUAGACAGAGGGAAGUGACAGAAGGGGUCUGUUUUGGUGACUUUAGUGUCCCUUUAAAUGCAUAAGGUACUGAUAUAUUGGUUAACAGUGUUUACAGCAAUGUCACCAUACACUGGAUCAACCGCAUUAUGAAAUAUUGAUCUUUUGGUACCAAAGGAAGCCUUGAUUUGUUAGAUUUAUUCAAAACUGUCUGUCUGACUUAAGACCGACGCCUCCAAGCACCAUAACUACCACAAUGAGCAGUAGUGAAUUUGCUGGUUAGUGUCCCUAUUGUAUAUCCACAUCGUGAAUGUUUUAUCAAAUAUUUAUAAAAUGGCAGAAAUGCAUGUAUAUGCUGUUUAAAAUUCGUUUUAAUAGUUUUUUUUUGUUUGUUUUUUUUUUAAAGCUACUCAAGGUUUGCUCGUUGCUAUCGGCGAAUCUAUAAACUUCAACCAGAAAUAACCCGGAGCAUCUACGACCAGUUUGUAGCUCAGUUGCAGAAAUCCAUUAAGGUAACCUGCCUCCCAGAUUUGUCGACAAUGAAAAGAGACCCAAUAUAUUAAUUUAGUUGUGUUUCCAGUCACAAAAGGCACUUUAAAUACUUGAUAAAUAAUAGUGGUGAUACCCCAGCAACUGUACUCCGUGCUCAAAGAAACCUAACACCAUAAGACUAUUAUAAAGUUUAACUAUAUAAUAAAACAUACAGUAAAAUAUCUUACUCUGGGCGAGUGUAAAGUGCUUAGGUGGUGAGAAUAUUGACAAAUUUAAAACUAACAAUAUGAUGUAAAAUGUCAGGAUUCUAAAUAAAUGUUGGGAGAAAAAAAUAUAGAUUCUAUAAAAAAGUGCAGAUAUGUACAGAAUAAUCUGGAUAGUUUUAGGACCAUUUAACAAAUAUCCCGUAAGUGAUAUAAUACUACCCACUUGAAGUUGGAGAAUUGUGUACCUUUAAGGCAGCUAGAGCAACCUGGGUUGCAUGAAAAGUGCUGGUGUGUAAAAUUGUGCGUAUCUUAAAGUGCUAGUGUAAAAUGUGUAAACAAAUUAUGCAAACUGUAUUUGUAUUGUGGGAGAGUGGGGCCCCAUACGCAUUUCACUUGCACGUUAUUGUCAGAGAUUACCUUUGAUUUCCCAUUGGGGGAAUAUAGCAUUGUAUAAGUUGGACUCACUUUCUUUGAUAAUGGACACAUUUUUAGAACAAGCUGGAGUCUAUACAGAACAUGCUGAGACCCUCCAAUUCACACAGGAGGAUGCUGCCGGCAUUUUAUGGGAACAAACUAGCCAGGAAUUACCACACCAUGUGACUUCUAAGGAUGUAGAUUCCAAAUAACUGUGUCUGCUCAAGAAAAGUUUUAUUAUAAAGCAAAAAGGAUUCCCCGUGGUUUUAGGUUGUUGAAUAUUCCAACCAUUGGAAGGGUUAUAGCCACUGAAUGCAGAGAUUGGACAGGUGUCCUUCAUAACUUUGUAGUUCCUGGUCCAAAUGAAUUGGAAACUAUUGGAGUACCUUGAUCAUUUUCUACAAAGGUGUCCUUCAUAAGGCCUCACUUGAUCUUAUGCUCAUCACUAUCAAGGAUGUCCGAACAGACCUUGUUGACAUUAAAAAAAAGAUUUUGGAUUUAGAGACAGAACAGGCCAUAUUACUUGCCUCUACAGAUGGAUUAAAGCUGCAGCAACAACUAAAGACAGAGCUCUUGAAAUAAAAAAUGAACUGAUACGGUUGAAGAGACAGAAGUUCGAAAGGGUCCAGCAAGAUUAUCCGGCUGUCCAGAGAUGGCCCACCGAGACCUAGGCGUCAGCGCAAGAGAAUAGUUCGCCCGAAGGUUUCCACGAUUGAUGUAACAUCUGGAGAAUCGGCAGAGAACGAAACGCCACCUGAUGCUGCCACUUUUUUAGGAACCCCGGAUGUGGGUACAAUUACAAGGAGCCGGGUACGAGGCGACGAAGGCUCUUAACUUGGAAAGGGCGCAGGGGAAAAAGAUGGGCCACGGGGCAAGCCACCUCUCAGGAAGUAGCACCCAUUUUCAACCUGUUGCACAGAUCACUUAGUGGUGCGGAGAUCAACAUUUUAAGUAGGGGACUCUCCUUUGUACCCACCUCAGGCCCUAAUCAUUUUAAAUAUAGCACUAAAUUGUUUCAAUUUGAUUUACUUAACAGUGACAGAAGAGAACUAGUAUGUUCUUCAUAUUCCUUCAAGCAUAACAGACAAUAGCACAGAUCAAUAUUCAGAACCCGAACAUCAGAGACUUAUUUAUACUUUCAUUGGUAAUAGAUUUUGAUGUGAGCAGACCCUCUCGGCUGUCAUUAGAAUGAUCAGAUUCUGGGAGAUAAUCUGAAUCCCAGCAAAACCUCCUUUGUACAGCAAUCUGAGUCUAAAACACUCUCGUGAUAUGACCAGCGCACUUUUAACUCCUCGUAUGUUUUGCCCAACAGGGAUGGCUCCUUUGCGUUUCUUAGAAACACAGUCUGGGGUGAGCGUAUUCAGGUUAUUGCGUCUAAGUGUUUUAAAUUUUAUGAGACGCUUUCUUACCAAAUAAUUUUGGUGAACAAUUAUUGUCCCCAGAGGUGGAUUGAAUUAACCAAAAAUGAUCAGUGUGAGGAGAGUUAGGGGUUUGAAAAAUAUCCUGUGUAAUGGACUUAGAUAAUGUCUUAGACAUGACAUCCAUAGCAGACUAAAUAGCCCGUGUAAAAGAUUUAUUAACAAAGUCCUCAGUUGUAGGCUGAACAGAUUGUGAUUUAUUUCAUUUAGAAAUUACAGCAGAUGAAUAUUCAACCUCACUUUGGCCAGCAGAUGGCACGAUAGAUUUAGCACCAGCGAUGUUUAAAUUGUUAGUCUUAGGCACUUUAAUUUAUGAUGAGGGAUAAAAAAAGAAAAUAGGGAAAAAUCAAAUUAAUAUGCUGAUAUAAGCAAUAACACGUUUCUGACAAGAAGAAGAGAUUUAAAUUAAGCUUCUAUAAAUAGCCAUAGAAUAAAUUGUAGGACCUGCUAGAUAAACUCCUCAAAACUCACAGGCGCCAGUUCAGGUAAUCAGAGUUAAACUCCGAAGCAAUUUUUUAGUCAGCCAACAAAACAAGCACCGCUAGGCUGUCAGGGCAACAAAGAAAAUCGGUCUUCAACAAAAAGGUUUAAAUCAGGCCUGCACAACCUGCGGCCCCACAGAUGUUUUUGAACUACAAUUCCUAUGAUUCUUUCAAUAAAACGGCCAACGCCCAUGUUUUUUUUUAUGAAACAGCCAGGAAAUCAUGGCUGAUAGCCAGGGGAUCAUGGGAGUUGUAGUUCAAAACAUCUGGUGUGCCACAGGUUGUGCAGGCCUGGCUUAAUCGCACAUGCGUGCAACUUUGCCAAAAUGGUCAACAGGUCUCGACCGCAACUGUUGGGCGUGAAACCAAGGAAACUCCUGAAUUAUGUAUAAAAGGCAAAACUAGAAAAAAUUAAUCCCAAAAAACUAAAAAAGUAAUGGGUAAUAAGAAACGGAGGAAAAUAAAAUAACCAAAUCUACUACAAUAACAGUCAAAAUUAAAAAAUACAAUGAAAUUAAUAGUAUAAUAAGACCUAGUGAAACUAUAGAAAAAGAUAACAAUUGGAUUUAAAGAAACUAUUUAAUUAAAGAGAUGAAGAAAAUGUAUAAAAUCAGAUAAAUUGCACUUAUCUGAGGAGCUAGAAAUAGAGCUUUAGAAUGUUUGCAGAAUCUUUCAUAACUUGGCUCAAAGCGGCACUGUCACGCCGAACUUACCUUUCUCCUAUUGUUUCCGCUUCUCUUCCUCUCUCACAAUCGAUUCUUCUUUUCUUCCUAUUCGAUCUUGUUUUCUUUUAAAGCAUAAGACAAAGUAGGGACUACCUUGUCUUAUGUAUUUUUCCUACACUUGAUAGUCUUUGACCAAAGGAGGAGCGUAAACCAGCUUUAUUUCCUGUGGUCAAAGACAUUUUCCCAUAAUACUCACCCUUUCCUCUGUGUUCUCAUGUUGCUUCACUCGCUGUUCCAAAAAUCCAGACACUAAAAUAUAAAUGCAUCUUCAUCCAGUGAGGGCUCCGCAGGGCGAGGAAAGGCUUAUAAAGCAGUGUUGCACAGUGUGACUGCCAUUUUGUGUCUCCACCCUCUGCAUGGAGACACUAAACUUUCCUCAUAGAGAUGCACUGAUUAAACUAAUCUCUAUGAGGAGAUGCUGAUUGGCCAGGGCUGUGUUUGAAUCAUGCUGGCUCUGCCCCUGAUCUGCCUCCUUGUCAGUCUCAGCCAAACCUAUAAGACAUCAUUGUAAUUGACUCAAAGAAUCACUUAUGAUGAGGUCAGCCAAGCAGGCAGAUCAGUGCAGAGCCAGCAGCAGCAGACUGUAAUAAACGUAAGAUUGUAUUAUAUUUAGUGGGGCUAGAUGGUGUUUUUAACUCUAUAGGGUCAGGAAUAAGUUUGUGUUCUUUUAAUAGUGUCCCUUUUUUGCCAAAAACCUUCACUUGUUUCAUUUUUCCAUUGAUUACAGAUAGUUACCAAUAUCCAUUCCUAGUGCUUGUGUAUCACACUGAUUUUACGCCUUUUUAUAAUUGCUCUAAUGUUUGCACAGUUGAGGCCAGUGGGGAAUUAUAAAGUCACAUUUUCCAAAAUAGAAAUUCAUAGUUUGUUUCCUCUAGGAUGAAAUACAAGAAUUAAAAGAAGAAGGGAAUCUGGAGGCGCUGCUUGACUCCUUGGAUAACCUGGAAACGGAGGCUGGGGGCAGGACAGAUCUCGAGUGGUGAGUUAAAGUGACACUUCACGUCCCAAAUGAAAGAAAGAAAAAAAUAUUUAUUUUAUUUAUAUAAUAUUUUACAAGGAAUUUUACCUGCAUUGGUACCAUAAAACACAUAACCAAUAUUAAUACACAACAUAUAUACAAAAUGUAUCAUAGAAUAGGUAAGAAAUAUAUAAUAAAUCAUGACAGGUGCAUUAUGUUUUGAGAUAUGUAGAGUGGGAUUUUAGGCUGGCGGGAGGUCGUUCCAUAAUUGCGGUGCUCUGUAGGAAAAGGAGGAUUGGGCCGCUUUCUUUUUGUAUUGAGGUAAACUAAAUAAAGUGCUUGUACUUAAUUGGAGGUUAUAAGAGGUAGGAACAGCCGAGGAGAGCAUUCUGCUCAGGUAGAGUGGGAGCUUCCCAGAAAAGCUCUUAAACACAAGGCUGGAAAGAUAAAGAGUGCGUCGGGAUUCCAGCGACAGCCUGUUUAGUUCAUUUAGCAUGUCACAAUGGUGGGUCCUGUAAUUACAUUGUAGCACAAGUCAACAGAACGAGUUAUACAAUGUAUUGACUUUAUUAAAGGACCACUAUAGGCACCCAGACCACUUCAGCUCAAUGAAGUGGUCUGGGUGCCAGGUCCAUCUAGGAUUAACCCUGCCUGCUGUAAACACAGCAGUUUCAGAGAAACUCUAGUGGCUGUCUCAUUGAGAGUCGCUAGAGGCACUUCUUCCGCGCUUCUCACUGUGAUUUUCACAGUGAGAAGACGCCAGCGUCCAUAGGAAAGCAUUGAAAAUGCUUGCUUUCCUAUGGACUGGCUGAAUGUGUGCGCGGCUCUUGCCGUGCAUGCGCAUUCAGCCGAUGAUGGCCAAAGGAAGAGGAGAGUCCCCAGCGCCGAGGGAGCCUGGCGUUGGAGAAAGGUGAGUGUUUAACUCCCUUCCUCCCCCUUCAGCCCGGCGGGAGUGGGACCCUGAGGGUGGGGGCACCCUCAGGGGACUAUAGUGCCAGGAAAAAGAGUUUGUUUUCCUGGCACUAUAGUGGUCCUUUUAAGGUGGAUUUGCGGUGCAGGUGCCUAUACUACAUCCCUAUAAUCAAUGAUUGGCAUCAGCAUUUGCUGUACAAUCCUUUCCUUUAAUCUGCACUUUUUUUUUUUUUUUAUCCAAUCAAUUUUUAUUGAGAUAAUAAAGUACGUGGGAAACAGAGGGAAAGAAGGAUAACAAUCAAGGUUUUACAUUCCUCCCAUAUCAAUGCUCUCGUCAAUUACCUUGGGUAGAAAACAAUAGUAACAAGCAACUUUUAGUGAACUGUGUCAAGCCCUCCAUGAGCGCCUUCGUGAGAUGAGGCAUUUAGUUUUGGGCUGUCAACCUGGUAGAACGCUCUUCUUGUCUCUUGGUUUCUCAUGUGUGUGCAAGAGUGUAUGCUAUGUACAUAGUUGGAGUGUGUUGAUCAGCGCAAGUCAGGGUUCAGUUCGGUGUCUUGGUGGGGAUUCUCUCUGGUUCGUCCGGUUAGGGGGGGUGACCUCUAGUUAAGGGGCCGAGCUGGUGGACAGUCAUGGGAAGCCGCUGGUGUACUGGUGCUGGGUGGGGUGUGUCAACUCCCUGUCCGUCGCGUCCAGUUUGCUAUGGUUGCAUGCUCGUCGAGUUGGUCAGGGUACUCAGUGUGGGAUGUCCGCCUGUCCCCCCCGUUGGACCUGACUGUAUUCCCCACCCAGGGUUUGGCUCCAGGAGCUGUCCACCUCCAAAGUGUCCCCCCCCUCCCAGGCCCCACCCCCGACCACCUGUCCGGGCCAUGGGUUCCCCCUAUCCCCUGACCAUCAAAGUCCUGCCAAUGACCUCCUGACUGGGGGGAAAGAAAAAGGUGUGCAGUGGGAAAGGAAGAGAGAAGAGAGGAGGAGGGGGGGGGGAGGGGAGGCUGGUAGGCGGACUCCUGUAUCUCAUAUGAUCACUGGAGGGGCGGAUCUAGAGCUUCCCUGGUUCUCCGCUACCCAGUGGCAGCCGUUCCUGCAGUUCCUCUCUGGGCUAUGUAGGUGCACCAAGGGAGCCAGGUGAUAGCACAUUUGUCUCCCGUGCCGUGUAGUGAUGCCGAGAGGGAUUCCAUACUGUAGAUGUCCUCCACACGUUCCAUCCAUUGCUCCAUCGACGGUGACUCCGUCGCGCGCCAUUUGGUGGGGAUGAGGGAUUUUGCCGCAUUUAGUAGGUGUUUGGUCAGGGAGCGUUUGUAUGUAGCUAUAGGGCGUGUGGUGUGGUGGAGUAGCAUCGGCAAGGGCUGGAACGGUAGGUCCGGGUCCGCGAUGCUUUGAAUUUUAGAAUGAAUUUGCUUCCAGUACUGCUGAAUUGUAGGGCACGACCACCAUAUAUGGUAGUCUGACCCACCCUCGGCUCCGCACCUCCAGCAAACGUCAGGGGUUUCUCGGUUCAUGCAAUGUAGUUUCGCUGGGGUUCUAUACCAGUUGACCAUAAUCUUGUAGUUAAGUUCCUGCAGUUUUGAACUGAGCGUGCCUUGGUGUGUUAGCACGUGGAUCUUCUCCCAUUGUUGGUCCGUCAGUGUUUGGUCUGUCGCUUGUUCCCAGCGGGACAUAUAUCGUGGUGGUGCGCGUGGUGUGGCGGUAAGCAAUAGGGUGUAGAGUCGUGUGAUUCCUUUCAGUGGUCGAUCCCUGGCCGCACACAUGUGCUCAAAAGUGGUUAGGUCUCUAUGAAAUAAAUGUUUGCCCACCGUGGUUCGGUAGAAAUGCUGAAUCUGAUGAUGGCAGAACCUGGUCAUUAGAGAGAUGGUGCCGUCUGGGAUCAGUUCCCUCAGUGUUUUCAGUCCCGUUGCGGCGCAUAGCUGUUUCAUGUACGUCCAGUCCGGGUCCCCGAGUCCCAACAACCCCCGGUCGUAGUCCGUCAGCGAUAUCUGGGUUAUGGGUAAUAGAGGUCAGAGGACCCGGCGUUGUAGUGAGGCCGUCCUUCAGGCGAGUGGCAGUCCAAACCUGCGUCGUGGCCCUGAUAAACGGGUUGUGGGUCAUUCUAGGGUCCUUUAGGGGGUGCGCUGUCCAUAUCGCGGCUGGCAGCCUUCGAUCCACUUGUACGUUCUCUAGUUCCCUCCAUAGCUUGUCUGAGUUUAGUGUGUGCCAGUCCACCAGCCGAAGCAGGUGGGUGGCCCUGUAGUAAUGGACUAGUGAAGGGAGGGCUAAGCCCCCCAUCCUCUUGGGCAGCGACAGGAGCGCCCCGUUAACCCUAGGUCGUCCCGUCUUCCACACAAAUUUUAUCAUCGCCGUAUUCAGCGUCUGAAAGAAGGUCCUGGGUAUCAUAAUUGGAACGGUCUGGAAGAGGUAAAGAAGCCGCGGAAGAAGGUUUAGUUUUAAGGCAUUGAUUCUCCCGAACCAUGAAAUGCACAGGCCGCCCCAAGUCGUCAUGUCGUGCUGUAGUGUGCGGAGAAUGGGGACAAAAUUCUCCUGGAAUAGGCGCUUCGUGUCUCCGUUGAGCCAUAUGCCAAGGUAUUUGAGCUUAUCCGCACACCACUUAAAUGGGUACUGUGUCCGUAGGUGAGUCGUGUCUGCGGUAGUUAGGUUUAAAGGGCAGGCUUCCGACUUCUCAGCAUUGAGUUUAAGGUUGGAGAGCAGGCCGUACUCCCGGAACCUUGCUAGUAGGUUCGGGAGAGAGAUGAGUGGGUUGGCCAGAAAGAAGAGGAGAUCAUCCGCGUAUGCCGCGACUCUCUGCUCCAGACCUUUAUAGGCGAAGCCCGCGAUUCCCCCAUCCCGUCUGACCGCCCCCAGGAAUGGUUCCAGGGAGAGGGCAAACAGGAGGGGGGACAGCGGGCACCCCUGUCUUGUGCCGUUACGGAUGUUGAGUGGCUGUGUUAGGGCCCCAUUGAUGCGCAUACGGGCUGUUGGUGUCGUAUAAAGGGCAGCUAUCCAGGUCAUCAUAUGGGGCCCGAAUCCCAUCGUACGGAGCGUUGCCAGCAUGAACCCCCAGUCCACCCGAUCGAACGCCUUCUCGGCGUCGGUCGAGAGGAGGAGGACCCCCCUCCGGCUGCUCCCCGCCAGGUGGAUCACGUUGAGGGCCCUGAUGGUGUUGUCGCGUGCCUCCCUGCCUGGGAUGAAUCCCACUUGAUCCGGGUGCACCAGGUCUGGCAGUACGCGCCCCACCCGUAGGGCCAGUAUUUUAGUGAACAGUUUCAAGUCAGAGUUGAGUAAGGAGAUCGGCCUAUAACUAGAACAGUUCGUCAGGUCCUUUCCGUCUUUUGGGAUAAGAGAGAUAGUGGCAGCCAGUGUAUCUCUCGGGAGGUGGCCGCCUUCUAGUAGGUGAUUCAGGGUUCCCAGGAGGUGUGGCAGCAGGAUGUCUUGAAACUUUUUAUAAUAUGCCGCGGGGAGGCCGUCAGGGCCUGGCGCCCUGUGGGCUCUGGCGAUCUUAAGAGCAUAUUUGAGUUCCUCCAGGGAAAUGGGUUCCUCCAUGUCAGCCCUUUGGUCGUCCGUGAGAGUCCGUGAGAUAUGUUGUUCCAGGUAGUGCGCGAUAUCGGUUUCACGCCUCUUCCGGGCUGCUGCUCCUCGCGUUUCUGGGAUGUUAUAUAAGUCCGUGUAGAAGUGGUGGAAGGCCGUCGCUAUUCCGUCUGGGCGUUGAGUGAGCACGCCAGUCUGGUCCCGGAUCUUGGUUAUGUGUGUGAGUCUCCGUUCCCUUUGCAGGCGCCUGGCCAGGAGCCUCCCGCAUUUGUCCGAGUAUUCAUAGAAGUGUCGUCGGGAUCUGCGAAUGGUUCGGAGAAGGCCCUGCGAGAGCAAUUGCUUGAGGUUUCUCCGCGCCUCCAGGAGUUCUCUGUAGGUAUCCUCUGAGAGGGUAGAUUUAUGUAAAGUUUCGAGGGUUGCCACUUGUUGUGCCAGGUCCGUGACUGCUUGCCUUUGGGCCGUCUUCCGUUGGGUACAAUAACGUAUGAGAUGGCCGCGGAUCAUACAUUUAUGAGCCUCCCAUAUCAUCGGUGGUUCCACGUCUGGGGUGGUGUUCUCCUCAAAGUACUUCUGCAGUGCGUCACCCAUCUCCACUGUCGCCUCCAAUUCCUCCAAGACCUGCUCGUUGAGCCGCCACUGCCUCUCCCGUGGCCUGUACAGCGGGGAGGCGAUCUUAGUCCAGACCGGAGCAUGGUCCGACCAGGUUGCCGUGUGGAUCCCACUGGAGUGCAAGAGCGAGAGGUAUUCAAUGGGGAGGAAGAUAUAGUCCAACCGACUGUAGCGACUGUGGACCGUAGAGUAGUAGGAGUAGUCCCUCCUCUGUGGGUGAACCACUCGCCACGAAUCCGCCAACCCCGCGUUCUUGAGGGCCACCAGGGCCUUGCGUUGGUAGGAAGCCGGUAGUGAGCUAGUUCCUAAGGAGGUGUCUAGCCGUGGGUCCAGGGCUAGGUUAAGAUCCCCCGCCAGGAUCAGCAGGCCCUCUCUGAAGCGGUCCAGGGCAUGUAAGGUGCGUGUCAGGAAGUGGUGCUGUGCCGUAUUGGGUGCAUAGACACAUGCCAGGGUAUACUGAUGUCCGGCAAUCGUGCCUUUCACGAAUAUAUAGCGGCCUUCUGGGUCCGCCAGCUCAGCUUGGCUUUGGAAAGGCACUGUGCGGGCGAUGAGAAUUGCCACCCCCGACUUUUUGGCAUGUGGGUGGUUGGCAAAGUAUCCCGUCGGGAAGCGGGUGUCUCGCAGCGUCGGUGCAUUUCGCCCCUGGAAGUGAGUUUCCUGGACGAAUGCCAGAGACGCGCGUGCCGCCCACAGGGUGCGGAGAAGGUGUGAGCGCCGUUCCGGGGCGUUAAGGCCCCUAACGUUGUUCGACCACAAGCAGAGAUCCGCCUGCUGAAAGUGACCUGCCAUCGUCCUUGGAUAUGGGGCGUGGGGGGGAGGUUAAACCGGUAGCUGUAAGGAGGAGCGUAGAGGGAAAGGGUGAAGAACGUAGUAGAGAAAGAGAGGGAGUAAAAGAAAGAGAGAGGGGUGGGAUCUGAGAGGGAGGGCCAGUCAGGAGUCAGGUCCCGGUGUAGGUCAGGUCCCGCAACCAGGAGUCAGCCCCAGGUCCCCUGUCUCACCCACCCCCGUCCCCGCACCUCGUCCUAGGUGUGUGGUGCCGGUAUUGGCUCGACGCACUUGGUGUGUACCUGGGGGGUCGGUCCAACUGUCGACAGUCGUCCCCAGGUCGCACCGUAGGUGUCUGUACAGGUGUGCGUCUGCCCGUGGGGCGUGUCUGUAGUCAAGGGUACGUUAUCUUGUCGUGUGUGGUACUGUGGUAUCCUCAGCCGUCCAUGGCCGUCACCGCCCUACCAGGAAGUGUAAUCCCCGUAACCGAAUACUGUGAAGGUGAGGGCAAUAUGUCAGACUAAUUGUGUGAGAGCCUUGUGGAUAGGUCUAUGACCCAGGAGGGACCCAAUUUCUGCAUCGUAAGCACACCCCGUGCCCCCUCCAACUCUUAUAUGAUCCCCUUCCGGGCUUACCAUGCGGGCCAGAACCCCCCCCCCACCCCCCAAGACCCACAGGCCCCCCCCAACUCCCACCCCCCCAGCGGCACCGGACACCCUCCCAAGGUCACAGUCCUCAGCUCCAGUUUAAUCUGCACUUUUUAUAAAAUAAAAAGAGGAGGACAAACUCCAGCAAUUUGAGCUUUAGGGGCCGGGGGUGUCCUGGUGAAGUCUGCUUGAGGGAGAAGAAUUACAUUUACAUGAUAAGUUCAAAUAAGUCCAUUCAGCCUAUAAAUGAUAUGUAAAUCCCACACUAGGUUGUAUUAUGAACUGAUCAAUUUGUAUCUACAAUGAGUAAAAGAUUGUGAUUUACCUCUUACACCCUCCCCUCCCCAAUGAAACAUUUGUAUUGAAAUUCAGAAUUGGUGUUUUUUGCAGAAUCCUCCCAGGCUCAUCCCCUCCACCCAAUAGCCCUUAAUCAGUAUACAGAGAGAUUUAGCCUUAAGUAGUAAGGAUGGACAGAAAGCCGCACAGAGCCCUUUUUUUUUUUUGAAACAUGGGUCGGUCUUAUUCUUUUAUGUAGGAUGGUAAUUCCAUCCACACGGGUGGAUUUUUUUUUCCCCCCAGUUCCAAUGAGUUUAAUUUUAGGUUCUGUAUCUUUUUUUCAUUUAGAGGACAUGGUGGAGGGUAUAAUGAGCUCACUGCCUCAAACAGUAAUGCCCUAUCAGACUUUCCAGUGUUUUAUAUGGCUUACCAAAGGCCAUGUUAGAGAACAGGAAGACUAAUGUAAUGUUUUGCCUACAGCGAACUAAUGUCUUGCACAGAUAACUGUGUAAUCUGUGAUCAAUGUUAUGAUUUGUUCUUCAUACUGUUACAAAAUUGUAAAAUAGGUACUAUAUGUGGCGAUCAAGCCAUGUGUAAUUAAUUGCUUGACUGGCUGUCCGAAAUAAAGAAUUACAUUAAAAAAAAUAUAUAUUUUUAUUUAGAUGAACGCUGUUACAACAAUAAUAAUAAUAAUAAUACGGUGUUCUUCAUAUGGUGAUGUCAAAGUUCAAAUAAAAACACUUAGAGUUUUUUGUUGCUUUUAUAAGAAAAGAAGAAGAAGCAGAGGGGGAAAAAAAACACCCUUAAACCCCCCCUUCUUCCCCAAUGGCUGAGGGGAAAAAGGCUCUGCCAGUGGAAGGUCUCAUGGGAUCCUCCAUAGACUUAAGUGUUGUACUGUUGUGCAUGCACAAGAGUGCAGCACGGACGUUGGCUCCUGCCAGAUGAAGCACCAGGAGCUAAAAAGGACCAAUGCAGUGGCCACAAGGUACAGGUUCAGGCAAGUAAAAUUUGCCUUUCCCUGCAGCCCUGGACACCAAAAACUGAAUAUUCGAGCUAGAACACUAAACUCCUAUUAAAAUAUAUAAAACUGGUAGUUGUAAUUUAAUGAUGAAGCUACGACUGACUUGAUCUGCCAGAAAGAAACCGUUAGACUGUUUUUAUUUAUUUAUAUAGCUUGCAGUACAUACAGUGACAGGAAAAAUGAGUUUUACAAGUUUGGUCCAGUUUGCAUUCCAUAAAGCCUAAAGGAUUCACUAUCUCACCGAUUAAAACAUUCCCUAUAAAAUACAUUUAAAUACACAGAAAUUAGUGACUUUUUUUGGGUAGGGAAAUGGGCAAUUUAUACAGAAGACUGAACUAUUCGCUAAGUUGUCAUUGGAAAGAGGAAUUGGUGUGGUAUGGACAUUUAAUUACAAUAUUGAGCGAAAUGGGAGCAGAUAGGAGUGAUGCUUUAAAGCAAGUGGUAAGACAUGACUUGCCCUUUCGGUGUGAGGAGUCCUGAAUUUUCUGUAUAUUUCACAGGCGACCUAGCGGGGUGCCAGAGGAGGAUCUACGCAGCCACCUGGUGCCAUACCUCCUGCAGCAGAGAGAAUACCUGCGGAAGAUUUUAAAGGAACAGAUCGAGGAGAAUGCCAAGUUGUCUCAAUCUGUGCUUGCGGGGAGAAAGAGGAUAGAACAGAUGCAGAAGGAGAUCGAGAGGAGGCAGCAGGCUUGGCAGGUGAGGGAAGAGGCAGGACCAUUGCAGUUAAAAGUACAAUACUAGACCAGGCAAUUAUCUGAUCAAUUGCUGCUCAUCCUAACUUGCUGCUGCUGUAGUGUCAAAUUGCAAUCACAGCAGUUGGUCAGAGAACAGAUACAUAAUUUAAAAAUAAAUAAAGUUUACUCUAAUGUAAUCGUUUAGAAAGCAAGAAGUGAAAAUUUGAUGCCCUUUAAAGAGUAAGUGCCUUAAAAGGACACUAUAGUCACCAGAACACACCAAAAAGAACAACAAAUUACAGCUUAUUGCAUUUGUUCUGAUGAGUAGAAUCAUUACCUUCAGGCUUUUGUCUGUAAACACGAUAUAUUUUUUUUUUCUGAGAAAAUGCAGUGUUUACAUUACAGCCUAGGGAUAACUCCACUGGCCACUCCUUAGAUGGCUACUAAAGGAGCUUCCUGGGCUAGUGCUGCACAGUGUGACUGACAUUCAGUGUCUGCACCCCCUGCAUGGAGACACCGAACUUUCCUCAUAGGGAUACAAUGAUUCAAUGCAUUUUUAUGAUGAGAUGCUUAUUGGCCAGGGCUGUGUUUGACUUGUGCCGGCUCUGCCCCUGAUCCUUGACAAGCUCAGCCAAUCCUAUGCUUUUCUAUAGGAUAGCAUGUGAUUGGGUUUUUAUCACCACUUCUGAUGAUGUCAGCAAAGAAGGCAGAUCAGGAGCAGAGCCAGCAGCAGACUGGAAUAAAAGUAAGAUUUUACUAUAUUGGAGGGGGGAGGUUGUUUUUAACUCUGGAAUACAUUUUUGUUCUACAACUGCUUUUCUUUUCUGCGUUUUACUACUGUAGUAAACUGUCUUCCUUUUAGAGCUGCAGAAACACAGAAAAUAUAGUUCUCAAUUUAAAUGAAAGUUGUAUUUUAAAUGGCUGGAAACACAAAGCAGGCAUUCCUAAUAGAGCAUGGCUUUAUAUCUCAGUCAGUGAUCAAAUAGGAAGGAAUGAAUUAGUCUGCUGGAAAAUACAGACUUCCUGAAUAGAGAGGUUUUUUUUUGUGUGUUAGUACAGUUUUCCUGAAUUAAGUGUUCUAAGGGUUUAUUAAACAAUAAAAAGGUCUUAUUAAUCUCUAUUCAAUGUUGUUUCUAUUUUAGGAGUUGAGUAAAGUACAGAGAGAGAUGAUUUUGUCUAUUCAAACCCCCAAGUGAGGACAUUCAUGGCACGAAGGACUUUUAGUAAGGAACGAUUGCUCUUACCAAGUGCACUACUCCACAUUACUUCCAGCUGGACAGACUAACAUGCUAAUCUUUGCAAUAUUCAGAUAUUGGUGUGACCAACGGAAACUGCUUGACAAAGUGCUGGAUAUCUUAUUUAUAUCUAAAAUGUUUUUUACUGUUAAUAAAAGUUAAUUUGCUUUCACGAUCCUUGUACUGCUCCUGCUUUCUCUGAUGGUUUUUAACAUAAGCC
Molecule: messenger RNA, 17344 nt
Organism: Pelobates cultripes (western spadefoot toad)
Lineage: Eukaryota; Metazoa; Chordata; Amphibia; Anura; Pelobatidae
Source: the annotation of a GenBank genome assembly